UCCUGAGUGGUGUCACCGUGUUAUGGUUCCCCUUGUGUGGACGUUCACGUGAAGCGCGGUUAAUCGUGAUUUCUUAUUUGUUCGUUAACCAAUUGUCCAACAUGCAUUUAACUCACGAGCUAGAGCUUUUUCCCGACCAAAAAGUGACACAAAUGCUUUUCAAGGAGGUGAAAAAUGCCGCAGAGUUGAGACAGAGCGCUAUGGAGGGUAAAAUAAACGGUGCCUUGAUCAACCCGACGAUGCUGGUGGAUCCUUUCCAAGUGCUAGUCGCUGCCAACAAGGCUGUCCACUUACAGAAAACUGGGAAAAUGAAGACCAGAAGUCUAUAUUCAGAAAUAAUCUUCAACCUGUCACCUAACAAUAAUAUCUCUGAGGCGUUUAAAAAGUUUGGAAUCUCUGACGGCGACAGCUCUGUCAUGGUGGUCCUGGUUCACAGCGAAGACGAGUCCCAGCUCCUGUCAGACAUUACUGCCAGGGUGAACGGACGGCAGGUUCCAGUCGAAGAUGUUUCCUCUCUGUCUGACCAGGCAAAGAUCAAAAAGCUGUAUAAAGUCACUCCCCAGGAGGAGAAGAGCGGGACUCUGCUCGAUGCAGUUGUAUGCAGGAUGGCCAUCAAGGACGUCAUGUAGCCACAGCAGGAAAAAGGACCAGCACUGGACUUUUCUAAAAGAAAUAGUGGCCUUUUUCCCACAAGAUGUGGAGUUUUCUGCUUUUGUGCUGAUGUUAUUCCACCAUAUUGUGAAUUCCCAAAACUAUAGACAUUGUCUUUUGUGCACUCCAAGCCCAAAUCAAAGUAAAAGUCACAUUUUAAGUACA
Molecule: messenger RNA, 816 nt
Organism: Acanthopagrus latus (yellowfin seabream)
Lineage: Eukaryota; Metazoa; Chordata; Actinopteri; Spariformes; Sparidae
Gene: tprkb
Product: Tp53rk binding protein
Exons: 4
Coding region: 102-629 (175 amino acids)
Biological process (GO): telomere maintenance via recombination; tRNA threonylcarbamoyladenosine modification
Cellular component (GO): EKC/KEOPS complex; nucleus; cytosol
Source: RefSeq, a predicted model, not a curated record